Molecule: messenger RNA, 765 nt
Organism: Stylonychia lemnae
Lineage: Eukaryota; Ciliophora; Spirotrichea; Sporadotrichida; Oxytrichidae
Source: the annotation of a GenBank genome assembly
AUGGAAGUGUGGCUUGUGAGACAUGGCGAGACUUUCGCAAAUAUUCAAAAAAUAAUAUAAGGUUAGCAAGGAGGAGAGCUUACAGACAAUGGCAUUGAGUAGGCUAAGCUAGUUGCCUAGAGAUUAAGCUCUGAAUAAUUUAAUCAUAUCUACUGCAAAUUCGAAACAGAUGCCAGAUUAAGAGAAAAAGGCGGAGGAAUCUUGGAAGGCCAGCCUUUAGUAACUUUUAAGAAGGAAGCAUAGAAAGCUAAGAAAAAUCUGAGAGAAUACAAGCCAGUAAAAGGAGAGAGUUGGAGUGAUGUGAUGAGAAGGGCUUAGUCUUUUAUCAGUGAAAUACUGUCGAAGCACUGUAAUUCAACUGCAGCUGAGGAAUAAAAAUCCACAGAUAUUACAAUAAAAAGUAAGAGUAAACUCUCUAAAUCAAUGAUUAACCAAGAGGAAGAGAAAAAGAGUUCAGACUUCUUAUAAAUUAAAAAGAUUUCAGGUGGUUAAAUUCCAUCAGGCAAAUUAUUGCCAUCUUCUACAUCAUUAGUUUCAAAUAAAAUUCUAGUCAUAACUCAUGGAGGCUUUAUUAUGGAGUUUCUAAAUGCUGUGAGGGUGAUGCAAUCAAAAUCCCCAAUUUUUAACAAUAAUGCGAAGAACACUGCAAUUUAUGUGAUAAAGUUUAAGCAGGAACUUAAAAAGACUAGCAAGGGCACAAUUUUGAAAGUGAUACCAUAGGUUAUUGUUGAAAAUGACAAUAGGCAUUUGAAAGGAAAAGAUUGA